Molecule: messenger RNA, 1104 nt
Organism: Juglans microcarpa x Juglans regia
Lineage: Eukaryota; Viridiplantae; Streptophyta; Magnoliopsida; Fagales; Juglandaceae
Exons: 3
Coding region: 70-1023 (317 amino acids)
Source: RefSeq, a predicted model, not a curated record
AUUGAUUCUAUCUUCGAAACGUUUCAAAAAGGAGGAAUCAGGGAUAAGCGAGGAUUUCCGAAGAACGCCAUGCCCACCACCACAAUCAACCCCACUUUGGUUCCUUCUCCAAACGCCAACACUCUUCUUCUAUCUUCGAGAAAGGUUUCCAUCGCUGCGCUAAUCUCCCGCAGAGCUGCUUCUUCGAGGCCUCGGUUCCUAACCGUAAAAUGCGGCAACAGCUCGGACCAGAGUGGCAAUCUGAAGGAUGCACUUUCGGGUAUGGUGGACAAGCGAGUAGAGGAGCUUCUGAACAGAGAAGAGAACAAGAAUUUGCUUGAUGGGUUGGAGAAGGCGUCGCAGAGGGUAGAGAUGGCCAAGAGAGAGCUUGCAGAGAUUGAAAGACAAGAAAUUAAGGCGAAGCAGAUGAGGAAUUACGUUAACCAGCUUGAGAGCAGAGCUACCGAGAUUGAAGAAUGUCAGAGGGAAAUACUAGAAGCAAGAGAAAUGGUUGAAGAAGCAGAGCGCUCUCUAACGCUAAAUGAUGAGGGGAUUGAAGAUGGAGAUGCUUCUGUGGAGAAAGAACGCGAGGAAAUGGACAGAAAUGAGGAGAGAUUGGAGUCCAUAAAAGCAGCUUUUAUUUCUGCAAUUGUUGGCACCUUCGCAGGGCUGCCCAUAUCCUUCACUCAGGUGACAAGCAGUUCUCAGCUCAUACUUCCUAUAGCAAUCAACUUUGUCAGCUGCGCACUGUUCGGAGUUACAUUUCGAUACACAAUAAGAAGAGACUUGGACAAUGCUCAGCUCAAGACUGGGACGUCUGCAGCUUUUGGCUUGGUUAAAGGCCUUGCUAUGCUGGGAAGCGGACCACCUCUGGAACUCAAUACAGGAAGCUUCUUGUCCCACGCUUCUGAUGGAGCUGUUUAUGUGUCUGAGAAUCUUCUUCUCUUUCUUUUCGCUGGUGUUGGUCUAGACUAUUGUUUUAAGGCGAGGCUACUUAGUCCUUUUCCUAUGAAAAAAUCAGUUUCAAGUACCAAUUCAAGGUAAUAUGUGUAUAUAUGAUAAUGCCAAAUAUAUACCGGAUUCAUGUCUUUGGAAAUGUAAUUUUUCAUACGGAAUUCUCUGCAA